Myxocyprinus asiaticus (Chinese sucker) is the source of this 4376-nucleotide messenger RNA. RefSeq names its product integrin beta-8-like. Gene Ontology annotation, biological process: cell migration; integrin-mediated signaling pathway; cell adhesion mediated by integrin. Bases 345 to 2696 code for a protein of 783 amino acids. Gene Ontology annotation, cellular component: focal adhesion; integrin complex; cell surface. Gene Ontology annotation, molecular function: integrin binding. The record is from RefSeq and is a predicted model, not a curated record. Lineage: Eukaryota; Metazoa; Chordata; Actinopteri; Cypriniformes; Catostomidae. The transcript has 15 exons.
ACCUUUAAGCCAUGACGUGCAGAAUAUGACCUUUGUGAGACUGUACAAGAAGAAAGCAGAUGCCGGAACGUCACCUGCGCGUCUGGAUAAAACGCGAGCGGCAAUGCGCGGCGAAUGCGUAAAAGCGCACGAUGCCAAAUGCGAGGACUGCGGUUUCGCCACGCAUAACGUGAUUUCGGCAAUGUGAGCGGUGCUGGAUUAAGAUGUUAUUAGGUGAUGAAAAUCGCCCUCCUUUGUUCGAGCAGAUGCAGGUCUGACGUGUUCCAGGGGGAUUUUCAGUCGCGGUUCAAACCCGGUGGCGUGUCGAUCUGAAUCUCGCUCCUUCUGUCUCUUUCAAUGCUGCUAUGACUUCCUGCAUGCGUCAAUACUGUGAGCUGACUCCUCUUCGCAUGCUGCUGCUCAUCUCCGCGCUGCUCCUGUUCGUGAGAUCUGAUUCGGUGGAUAACCGUUGCUCAUCCACUCUCAUCUCCACAUGUGAGGACUGUCUGAAACGCGGCCCUGAAUGCGCCUGGUGCUCUCAAGAGAGGUUUCUGGACGGGGCGCAUGUAAGCCAGAGGUGUGGAUCUGUUUCCGACCUGCGAGUCAGGGGUUGUGAGGAGGACUUUAUUGAGAACCCAAAUGUGAAAGUGGAGGUGAACGCCACCAUCAGCAGCUCACAGGUGGCACCCAGAGAGAUUACCAUCCACCUACGACCAGGGAGCGAGGCAAGCUUUGUGAUCGAGGUACAGCAGUUGGAACGUUACCCAGUGGAUCUGUACUAUCUAGUGGACGUCUCGGCCUCCAUGCAGGAUAACUUGGACCGAUUGAAAACUGUGGGUCUGUCUCUGUCUCACCAAAUGAAAGAACAUUCCAGCGAUUUCAGGGUCGGUUUUGGGUCUUUUGUGGAUAAACCGGUGUCUCCAUACAUCGAUGUGCACCCCUCCAAACUUGUGAAUCCUUGCAGUGAUUAUGAGGUGCACUGCAGGCCUGCUCAUGGUUUCAUCCAUGUCCUCCCUAUCACGGAGAACAUGACCGAGUUCACACGUGUCAUUCAGGAGCAGAGGAUCUCUGGGAACAUGGACACACCUGAAGGGGGAUUCGAUGCCUUGCUGCAGGCGACUGUUUGCAAGAAGGACAUUGGAUGGCGACCAGAAGCCAAGCACCUGCUAUUGGUUAUGACAGACCAGCCUUCUCAUCUGGCUUUGGACAGUAAACUGGCUGGUAUUGUGGUACCUCAUGAUGGGCGCUGCCACCUAGAGGACAAUAUCUACUCACAAACAACUACCAUGGAACAUCCAACGAUCGGUCAGCUGGCAGAGAAACUUCUAGAGAACAAUGUAUAUUCCAUCUUUGCCGUGGACCAGGUGCAAUUUCAGUGGUAUGAGGAUCUGUUGUACUUGAUUCCAGGAAGCUAUGUGGGUCGACUGUUCCCCAAAGCAUCUAAUCUUAAAGAUUUAGUGGUGCAUGCCUACAAGAAGCUGCUAUCUGAUGUGGAAUUGCAGAUCGGGGUGGAGGACAGCCAAGCUCACCGGUUCCGGGUGAACGUAACGGCCUUUUGCCCCAACGGAUCCUCUGUUUUUGAAAACACAAAAUGUUCCAACGUUCAGCCCAGACAAACAGUCUUCUUCCAGGUCACGGUCGGCAUGACCUCUUGCCCUGCGGAUGGUACAGAUCAGGAGGUGUUGAUAAAUGUGAGGCCUGUCGGAUAUAAUGAGUCUGUUACCGUACGAGUCCAACAGGUGUGUGGGUGUAGCUGCAAGGAGAAGGGGCAUUGUCAUGACGACUUGAACCCCUCGCCUUGUUCUUCAGAGACGGGCAUGGGUUCAACUGAUGAGUGUAGAGAGGAAGCAAGCAAACCGGUCUGCAGUGGAAGAGGAACUUGUCGAUGUGGGACGUGUGUGUGUGAUUCUAGCAGAUUUGGAACCGUCUACGGAACAUUCUGUGAGAUGGACGACUUCUCGUGUCCGUACGAGAGAGGCCUAGUGUGUGGAGGGCACGGGCGAUGUGUUUCAGGUGAAUGUGUGUGUCUCCCCGGCUGGACUGGCGAGACCUGCGACUGUCCUGUCUCUACAGAAACCUGCGUAUCAGAGGAUGGAUUGAUUUGCAGUGGUCAAGGAAAGUGUGUGUGUGGCAAGUGUGUGUGUGACGAGCCCCAACGCUCUGGAACAUUCUGUGAGAAGUGUCCCAUCUGCUACAGUUCCUGCCAAUCUCACUGGAGUUGUGUGAAUUGUCAUCUGUCCAAUGGACUUGGAUCAGAUGGUUUUCAGCUUUGUAAUCACAGCUGCACCCCACUGGUGGACUAUGUCGAUGACAUCACAGAGUUGGUGAGAGGGAAGUACUGCCUGUAUCCCAGCACUGAUAAGUGUCAGUACCGCUUUCUCAUGGAUUUGGCAUCAGAUCGGCCUCAGCUGCACAUUAGCCGACAUCCUGUGUGUGUUUGGAGUCGCCAAUCCUUCAAGAUGUUCCUCAGUGUCUUCCUCCUGACAGUGAUGUUGGGUAUCUGCAUGCUGGCCGCAGUCAGACAACUACUGAGAACAAGAAACUGUUCAUGGCCGACAAACACCAACCAACAGUUUGAAGACAACCAUAAGGAUUCAGCAUAUGUCCCCACGACCAACGAGAAAACGAUAACAUACCGGAGGGACCGCCUCCCAAACCACCCGGUGGAAAUGCAGUCACACAUACCCAAGAUGCCACUGAAUGACGUCUGGCAGUGAAGGGGGUCAAAGGUCACUCCAGAAAUGCCUCCAAAACAGAAGCACUACCUAAAUGAAAUCGCAAUGUGUAUUUUUCUCGAUUUUCAAUGCACUUACUUUGCGAAAGCAAUAUCCUGUGUGGUUUUGUGAGGGCACUAUUCCACGUUGAGUUGUUUCACUCCGUUUUUUUUAUUUUUAUUUAUUAUGUAGAAUGGCAUUAUAUUUCUGUUGUCCUGACGCAAAUACAAAGGGGACGGUACAUAAACAUACAUAAAUACGUGAAUUCAACCUUACUGAUGUGUUUUAGACAUGUUCACCUCAAAUCACUCGGCCAGUUACCUCUAAUACUGUCUAUAUUUUAGAUUGUCUCUCUGGUUUUGCAGAGUUACUUAAUGUUUGUGUUUGGAUGUGAGAGUGUAUUUGUGAUAUUUUUAUUUGUUUUAUUUUUUACUUGACAAUACACUACAGACUGUCUAUGUUCGGAAUAGCAUACUUCCAUUCUACUCAUACUGGUUUUACAGUAUGUAUAGUGUACACAGAAAGCAGAUUUUCUGUAUACUUAAAAUACCAUUUCCAGUGUGACAAAUGAACCGGAAGUACUAUGAACCAUAAUUUUGUUUUUUAUUAAUUUUUUUUCUUUUUUUUUGUUUUUUCAUUAUUGGAUUGGACCAAAAUUGGGUUAUUUUUUAAAUAGUACACAGUAUGCAGUAUACUGUGUAGUAUAUAGUAAGCAGCAUGCUUGUUUUCCAUUCCGAACACAAACAUUUUUAUUUCUGAGAUAACUAAAUGCCACUCGCUGAAUUAAACAUGCAACAUAGCGAGGCGUUUAUUGCUGCAUACUCUUUUUAUAUACUGUUUAAAAAAAUAGUAGGCUGUAUACAGUGCAGGGUGCCUUAAGCAGGAUAGUAUUCCAUUUUCAGCCUAGCCUGUCCUGCUGACUGGUAUUAGUAUCCCACCUAGUGUUCGACACACUCAUAACAAUUCCUUUGUGUCUUUCUGUGUAGCAGUGGAAUUUUUUAAUGUAGUUUAUUUUGAAAAUGGCAUUCAGUCUUAUUGACUGUGAUUGAAGCACAGAUCUAAAUUCAGAUCUCAAAUACGAAUUAAAGGUACACUAAAUAAUUAUUUUUCAGCACUUUCCAUGCUCAAAUUAUGCUGCACAUGUACAUGCAUCCCUGAUAAAACUGGAGUUUUUAGGAAGUUUCUUCCAAGUAGUUUAGUGUAUGUUUCCGAUUUGUGCAUUGAGUUUUGUGUUAAUUAUUUGCCUGCUGGUCGGUAUUUAUAUCUGUUGUCAUGUACUACUGAGGCUCAGUUCUCUUCCAGCCCAAAAUACUGGACGACAAGCCCAAUGAUGCAGCAAGUAAUGGUACCAACAUGCGUGGUCACCAUAACAUUCCUGUGGCUAAAAAAAUCUAGUUUUAACACAGUGUUUACAUCAAGCAAACACUAAACAAAUAUUUAUUUUAAGUUCAUCUUUUAGCUUUUUCAAUUUUUUCAAUUUUUUAGAAAUAAAUGCUUUGUUGAAUAUUUUGUAUAGUGUGAACAACUCCUGGUAUAAAGCAAUAUGGUGGUAGCAUAUGUAGGUUGUGAAAUUGCACAGUUCUUACUGAUUGUAGUUUGUGUUUGUGAACGUACUUUGAAAAUCACAGUACAAGCCUCACACCAGCCCUUGAUGUUAUUAAUUUGAUAGUAUAAUAAAAAUCA